CCGUGAAACACCCUCCGCUUGUCCCCUAGGGCCGGGAGCCAGCCCGCCUCGCCCAGUCGUGGCCUCUCGAGGUCUGCAGCGAGGAGCCGCGUCCGGAGCCGCUGGACCCCGCCGCCUGCCUGGGCUGGCCAGCCCGCCCCGCGUCCCUGCGCCUGCGCUCGCGUCCCAAGGCCAGAUCCGGGUUUCCGCCGCCUCUGCGCUCACCCGUGGGCCUCUGCCUGCGGCUGACCUCGGCCAGCAUGGUCCAGCCGCAGACCUCCAAAGCCGAAAGCACGGCCUCGGCAGCUUCUGCAAACGCCCAGAUGGAUGACGUGAUCGACACCCUGACCUCGCUGCGCCUCACUAACUCCGCGCUGAGGCGGGAGGCCUCCACGCUGCGGGCCGAGAAGGCCAACCUCACCAACAUGCUGGAGAGCGUGAUGGCCGAGCUGACCUUGCUGCGCACCAGGGCUCGCAUCCCGGGGGCUCUGCAGAUCACCCCGCCCAUCUCUGCCAUCAGCUCCAACGGGACCCGACCCAUGACCACACCUCCAACUUCUCUGCCGGAGCCCUUUUCUGGAGACCCAGGCCAGUUGGCGGGGUUCCUGAUGCAGAUGGACAGAUUCAUGAUCUUCCAGGCCUCCCGCUUUCCGGGUGAGGCCGAGCGAGUGGCCUUCCUUGUGUCCCGACUGACAGGGGAGGCGGAGAAGUGGGCCAUUCCCCACAUGCAGCCAGACAGCCCCUUGCGAAACAACUAUCAGGGCUUCCUGGCCGAGUUGCGGAGAACCUACAAGUCCCCGCUGAGGCAUGCGCGGCGCGCCCAAAUCAGGAAGACUUCCGCCUCCAACAGGGCGGUGCGAGAGCGCCAGAUGCUGUGCCGACAACUGGCCGCAGCGGGAACCGGGCCCUGCCCUGUGCAUCCGGCCUCCAACGGGACCAGUCCAGCGCCAGCCCUGCCCACCCGAGCCCGGAACCUUUAGGGAUCCGACACCCCCCUGUAGCAUCUGCAGUCACCAGGUAGCAGAGGCUCUAUGCUGCGGAGAAGAAAUGUGCAUACAACCGUAUCGCCCCACUUGAAGACAUCCCUCCCUGACUCGCCGUCCAUUGGAGGUCUUCCUUCCAUCCUCCUUGGUGGUCACCCCUGUUGUGCUUCCUGUCAUGGGCUAGCUCUGCCUGCUGCCCACUGCAUGCUUCCCUCUUGCUUGCAGCCCUCUACUCCAGUGGUCACAACCCUGCUGUCCCCGCACACUGACCCCACAGCGCCCAGGGACUAUUUGGGCUAACCCUCCCAGCCCUGCUGUUUGUGGAUGCUCCUACUGUACCCCUCUCUCCAGGUGCCCUCUGCAGCUCCCUGCCAGCUGCCCUGCCCUUGGCAGCGAGCUCUGGAUGGAAAGAAACAAGUUUGGCCAAGCUGGUGGCCUCUGUGUACCUGGAGAGGGUCUGGCUGCCUGCCCACCACGGAUCACCAGCCUUGCCAGGACCAGUAUAGCCAGCAGGGCCUUGUUGUUGGCCAAGUGAGCACUCUGCUGGGGGCAGCCCUCGCCAUGCAGGUGGACGCAGUUUGGCGUGCCUCAUUGCUCCUCGGAGAAGGAUGACCCUGCAGCUGAAGGGGAAGCUUCCAGAAGAUGCCUUCCAGUGUCUGAUGGCACAGGAAUGGGGAACCUGCACUUGCCCACUGAGGAAGGCCACAGUAGAUCUGGGACCCUGGGCAGUGUCAUCAGGCUGCUGUGGCACUGCAGGCAGGCGGAGGGGGCACACUGGUGACUCUGCUUGCUGUCCUGGGUCUCCAGGGGGGCGCUCACAAGCUGCUGGUGUUCAGUCACCCCCUCUCCCCUCGUCACUUCAUGGUGGGCCUUGCCUCGGUUGAAGCCCACUCCCUUCUCCACUCAGGUGCCACAUGGCCUUCACCUCGGCCUUUCAGCCAUCCACGCCAUCUCCAGGUCUCCAGAGAUGCCACGUGGCGUGCCCUCCCCACGUCUGGGCCAUUUGUCCAAGAACAGAUAGACCCCUCUUAACGAGACCCCGCUCCUCUGGGAAGCAUCAUUAAGCACUAAGACCUGGUGUCCUGCCCCUGGUCACCCAGCUGGGGUCUGGGUGGCAUGGUAAAGGUGAAGAGCUGCGGACUGCCUUGGCCUGAUCGGUGACGAUGCAGGACAUGGCGUGCAUGUCCUGAUGGGGAGGGACAAAACGGCCCUGGCUCUGGGUGGAGAGCCUUGGUCUCCUCUCUGAGGUACAACCAAGAAAUCACACCCUCAGGGAGGCUGGUCAGGCCCUUCAGACUGUGGUGCUCCUCCCGCAUUUCAGUGCCAAGCCCGCUGCGUUUACAGGACACCCGACCACGGCGGGGCGUGGGGCACCUUCCUCUGCGUUAACCUGCUACGUGAGUGGUCCUGGCCUGACCACAGGAGGACCACAUCUGCACACACCCCCGACGCCUCUGUCUUGGGGUCCAUCCCCUCUUCUGGAGAGUUUUGAUGAUGCUGGGAAAAGUGACCAUGAUUCCAAGCAGCCACUGCCGUGUAAGGCCAGGGUCUGCAGGCUGCUGGGGCCCACAGGCAGGCCGCCGCUCGUGAUGGGCUCUGUUAGCCCCGCUGCCCUGCUCAAUAGCUGCCGGAUGCAGGCUUCCGGCUCCCCUGGGGCAGCCCAGACUGCCCAGCGGGACCAUGGUGCUCAGAGUGAGGCAGGACCCCAGCACUCCAGGGCCUGCCCGUGCACAGCUUCCCAACGCUGUCUCCACGCACAGCGCCCUCCCUCUCUAGCAGCUGUCUGGGUGAGAAUGGCGCCUGCCAGGUAGAGGUGUCUCUAGGUGGCGGGUACAGUGGCAUCUGGGGAGUAGGGGCCUGUAGGGGGACAAGACACCUGGAAGGCUUCUUCAGGCCCAGCCCAGCCAGGGAGGAGACCAGACGUGGAAACACGUGUGUCGUGUCACAGCCCUGGCUCUGCCUGGUGGCUCUGUGAGAGGGACCAUCUGCGUUAGGUGUGGAGAUUCAGAGUUGGGCUCUGCACACUCAGGACCAGAGCCCUGCAGGCCAGGCUGGCCGCCUCCCUGUCCAUGGCCGCUGCAGGGCCCUUGUUUCCUGGGCUGGCGGCCUGCGGCUUGCUGCUGCUCUGGGUGCAUUUGGUGACUUGGUGGUGUCCUUCUCUUGGUGCUUAUGUUGGGGGGGGCUGCCAUUGUGUAUCCUUGGCCCUCUCGAUAGCUCCCUGCACCUCGGAACCUGGAGCAGAUGAGAGAGGGCCCAGGCUCCCCUCUGCCCUGGGCUUGGAAGAAGCCCACACUGACAGUGCUGAGGGGCCUGCUGAGGCUCUAGUGUAGGACAUCUUAGUCCCUAGCCCAAAAGGCUGAGACCCAAGCCCCAUGCAGCCCCUGAAGGAGACCAUAGUGAUGGGCAGGUGUGGCUCUGAGGACGGUGGGGAGGGAGGUGCUUUGUACAGUACAUACUUUGGGAUUAUUUCUCUUAAUUUUAAGAAAACAAGUAACAAUUUACAAAACGGGGUCAGGAGUAGAGUCGACAGUGCAUGUGAGGGAGUUCUGUUUCUCGUGUUGUUGACACUUGGGGACAUGUUGUGGCUGCUGUCUGGGCUGGUGUUGCCCAUCUGGAGAGUCGGCUUCGCUGCGUUCCAGGCACGGAGGUGAGGUUUGCUACACGGCGGCUCCUGGCCAGGGUGUAGUGUGACCUUGGGAUUCACUUUGUGUCCUGAAGCGUUUUGGUGACUUCUAGGAGCCAGCCUUGGCCCCAAGCGAGUAUCCGUUGAGGUGUGGAGAAGCCAUGUGACGGUGUGGCAGGCCCACCGACAGGAGCCCGUGCCGGGGAGAACAGCCCACUGCGUGAGUGUGACCUGGGCACUCGGCCUGCAGGAGAGGAGGGGCUGCAGGGACACAGGCCAGGCUGGGUCAGCUCAGGGAGUGUCCCGAGGCUGGACAGAAGGGGUACACUGGGGCAGGAUGCUGGGUGACGGGGAGAUUCUCACAGAGGUCCCCUUGAGGUCCUGUCUUAUGGCCUGAGCCAUGACCCUUGUCCUCUUCUUGGGAAGCAGUUGCUUAGGGGCUUGGAGAGAAGGUGGGAGAUGGCUGCUGGGCCAGCAGGACCGCGUCCUCCUGUGGUCAGGGCAGGGUGACCCUAGUCUGUGGCAAGUGUGCUUGGAACUGAGAGCUCUGGGGCAGCUUGGCAGCAUCUCGUGGGAGUUAGGGGCAGUGUCUCGUCUCUCAGGGUCCCUGUAGGAAGUGGCGGGGCUGGCCCUGCACAGGAAUGUUAGUGCUCCGCAGUGUCACUAACUUGGCAAGCCAGGGACACCGUGACCAUGUCCUCCGUUCUCUGAGCAGACCUGCACAGGAAGGAGAUUUUGGAGUCAGGUGGAGGGAGACGUACAGGGUGACACCUGGUGUCCCUCCAGCCUACCCCCACUGCCCUGCGUAGUUUCUUUGUGUUUUCUUCCUUGUGACAUCAUUCCACGUGGCUGUUGUCACCAACACGUCCCGGGCGUUUCCCGUUGCUGAUCAUCACAUGUGAAGUGGCUGUGGAAGGACAGCAGAGCUGUCAGGAGCUGAUGGAGCUCUGCACAGGUGUCUCCAGGUGGGCCACUUCCCCGUGACAGCCUGGGGUGGGGGCUGGAUAGAGGAGAUGGAGACCUUCGAGGUGUUCAUGACCCAGCAAGGGUCGGGCCGUUGUGCCGGUAUUGGGUAUUGUCAUCAGGCUGAAUAUUUGCUAAUUUGAUAAUGAAAAUAAUGGGCUUCUGUUUGAGUUUCGUCUCUUUGGUUUCCAGCUCAGCUGAACCUCUGUUCACGCCACGCAGCUGUGUCUCCCCCCUUGUGGGUUGUCAGUGUCCUUUGCCCGCCCUACGGGGUCUGAAUGUUUGUAUGAGUUCAUUAUCUAUUAAAGACACUAACCCGG
Molecule: messenger RNA, 4868 nt
Organism: Ictidomys tridecemlineatus (thirteen-lined ground squirrel)
Lineage: Eukaryota; Metazoa; Chordata; Mammalia; Rodentia; Sciuridae
Gene: Rtl6
Product: retrotransposon Gag like 6
Source: RefSeq, a predicted model, not a curated record